Panthera uncia (snow leopard) is the source of this 1532-nucleotide messenger RNA. It is a transcript of the gene GPR88, whose product is annotated as G protein-coupled receptor 88. The record is from RefSeq and is a predicted model, not a curated record. Lineage: Eukaryota; Metazoa; Chordata; Mammalia; Carnivora; Felidae. Gene Ontology annotation, molecular function: G protein-coupled receptor activity. The transcript has a single exon. Gene Ontology annotation, cellular component: membrane. Gene Ontology annotation, biological process: G protein-coupled receptor signaling pathway. Bases 292 to 1446 code for a protein of 384 amino acids.
GGAGACUCUUGGUAUUGCUCUGUCCCAGGGCUUCCCUGGUUCCUGCUGAAUGUAAAGAGGCCUUUCCCCUGGCACUGGAGACAUUUCCGAGGCAGGCACCUGUCAUCUGCCACCCCCGUUCUUCUCGAGCUCCUUCUCUCCCCCUCCCCCAGCCCAUUAUUCUGCUCCAGCCUUUUGUGUCGGCGGCAGAGGGCUGAAGGGAUGUCUUUGCCCUCCCUGCAGGUGGGUGUCAGGAUGGGCCGCGCGGUGAGAAGCUGAUGCUAUCAAGCGAGGUGUGAAGAGUUGGCCAGAAUGACCAACUCCUCCUCCACGUCCACCUCCUCCACCACCGGGGGAUCGCUGCUGCUGCUCUGCGAGGAAGAGGAGUCGUGGGCGGGCCGGCGCAUCCCCGUGUCCCUUCUGUACUCGGGCCUGGCCAUCGGGGGCACGCUGGCCAACGGCAUGGUCAUCUAUCUCGUGUCGUCCUUCCGAAAGCUGCAGACCACCAGCAACGCCUUCAUCGUGAACGGCUGCGCCGCGGACCUCAGCGUCUGCGCCCUCUGGAUGCCACAGGAGGCGGUGCUCGGGCUCCUGCCCACCGGCUCGGCGGAGCCCCCCGCGGACUGGGACGGCGCCGGCGGCAGCUACCGCCUGCUGCGGGGAGGGCUGCUAGGCCUCGGGCUCACCGUGUCCCUCCUGUCCCACUGCCUGGUGGCCCUGAACCGCUACCUGCUCAUCACCCGGGCGCCUGCCACCUACCAAGCGCUGUACCAGCGGCGCCACACGGCGGGCAUGCUGGCGCUCUCCUGGGCGCUCGCCCUGGGCCUCGUGCUGCUGCUCCCGCCCUGGGCGCCGCGGCCCGGUGCCGCGCCCCCGCGCGUCCACUACCCGGCGCUGCUGGCCGCCGCGGCGCUGCUGGCGCAGACGGCGCUGCUGCUGCACUGCUACCUGGGCAUCGUGCGCCGCGUGCGCGUCAGCGUCAAGCGGGUCAGCGUCCUCAACUUCCACCUGCUGCACCAGCUGCCCGGCUGCGCCGCCGCCGCCGCCGCCUUCCCGGGCGCCCCGCACGCGCCGGGCCCGGGGGGAGCCGCGCACCCGGCGCAGGCCCAGCCCCUGCCGCCCGCGCUGCACCCGCGGCGGGCGCAGCGCCGUCUCAGCGGCCUGUCGGUGCUUCUGCUCUGCUGCGUCUUCCUGCUGGCCACGCAGCCGCUGGUGUGGGUGAGCCUGGCCAGCGGCUUCUCGCUGCCCGUGCCCUGGGGCGUGCAGGCGGCCAGCUGGCUCCUGUGCUGCGCCCUGUCCGCGCUCAACCCGCUGCUCUACACGUGGAGGAACGAGGAGUUCCGUCGCUCGGUGCGCUCCGUCCUGCCCGGCGUCGGCGACGCGGCGGCGGCCGCCGCUGCCGCCACGGCCGUGCCCGCGGUGUCCCAGGCGCAGCUGGGCACCCGCGCCGCCGGCCAGCACUGGUGACCCGGCGGAGCCCCGAGGGAAGCGGAGAUGCCGAGAUGCCGACGUCAGCGUGGCCUCCUGCUCUCGUCAAGUACCCUCUGCCUGAA